GUCUAUUCCUAGACCCUAUGAUGAUGACGAAUGCCGCUUGACAAUUGAAAGUGUCUCGGCGGCAACGGUGCAGAGUACCAUUAGUUGUGACAUCCGUUAGUCAGUGCGGAUGAUCACCAUAUCGUGUGUAUUGACGUGAAUGGUUUCAAGAGCGCGUUGUCGAUGAUCGCAAUUGGUUCUGCGCUCUCAAUGCUAGGCUACGACUCCCAGCUCGUUCGCGACUUGUGGGAAUUGCUACGCGAGCCAAAAAUGCAAAUCUCAAUACAAACGCUCACGGCCUUCAUGGCGAACCUCUUCCUAUGUGCAGCUCUCUGCUGGGUAGUCCGAGUUGAAGGCGCCAAACUGGCUCCGGACUCGAUCAUGAGGUCGACGAUCCGGAGGUACACCUUAUACACGGUCUUCCGAACCCUGUUUGCUGCCCUGGUCGAACUGUUCGCAUUCAUUAUGUACAUCGGUUGGUUAGACGACGACUCGUACUAUUGGACCAUAUUCCAUAUCCCAUCCAGCAAAGUAUACGUCAACUCUAUCCUUGCUAUGCUGAAUGCUCGUCACUCGUUGGCUGAGUACGGCCAGGAUGGCUCGACAUACUUCGAGGACAGCAUCAUCUUCGCCACCAUGCUAGACGUAGAGCAAGCCACGGACGAAUCUGCUUGCAGCACCGCCGUGACUCCGAACAACGCGGACUCGUGCGUCGCCGGCUACAAUACUCGGCUGGAGAAGAUGGGUCAUGAUAACACGGUACCACACUCAGACGAGUCUUGAGUUCUGGCGGCUAUCCAACGCUGUUAGCCAGACAGUCGCAUUCCGCCGCGAGGAGUCAACGGCACUGGGGGGCUCAUUACCAGAGACCUCAACUUCGCCGUGCACUUGAGGUCUAUUAAUAGCUAUGUAAGGCUGUACUAUAUUCAAC
Molecule: messenger RNA, 910 nt
Organism: Fomitopsis serialis
Lineage: Eukaryota; Fungi; Basidiomycota; Agaricomycetes; Polyporales; Fomitopsidaceae
Exons: 11
Coding region: 163-762 (199 amino acids)
Source: RefSeq, a predicted model, not a curated record